AUGGAGGAGUAUGCUGAUAGGCUGAGGGAUGUAUGUGUUAGAAUAGCUGAAGCUAAUUUGGCUAUGCAACCUGAACAGUUUAGGUUUGCACGGAGAAGUGUAGACUUUGUUGGGCAUAAUAUGUGUGACUUUGAAGAAAACCCCAAUAGUGUGGCAACUCAAAAUAUUUUGUAUUUUGUGUCGUAUGACGCGAGUGAGCAGGAUGAUGUCAAGAUGUGCGGGCCGCUAAAACGGGACGAGCAAGGAACUGUUAAAACAGCGUUUGGGAACUGGGGUCAUAUGACGCGAGCUUAUAAACCUUCUUAUUUGAACUCAAGAAAGGAGCGUAUGCCAGAAAGGAGUUGGAAGCUUUGGUCGAUGUGCACGGUAACGGAUCAUCAAAAAGACUUGGUGCAAUUGCAGUUGACUGAGGACUUCCGAAAGUUGAUGGUGUUGACACUUGACUUGUGGAAGGGAGUGUUUUUUUCUGGACAAACAGUGAUCCUAGUUGGUGUAGGCAUUUCAUGCUCUGGAACUCCUUCUACUGGAGGGAUAGUUCCAGGAGUUGUGGCUGGCAUAAACGUGUCGAAGGUGACUCCUCACUCGCUGACAGUGGAGUGGGAGGAGCCUACCUCAGCGCCCCGCUGCACUCGAGGAUACAGGCUUGUGCUGAGCCAGGAUAGUAAGUUCAAGCAGCAGAUAGACUACAUAACAGUCGAUAUAUCAGAGAACAUGAAGUACACCUUCACUGGGCUCGACCACUGCUCUCUCUACUUCAUCUCUGUCAGAGCUUUACCAGAAGACACUUCACGAAGUAAUCCAGUAAUCUUCAAUAAUUUUGAAAAUGAACCCACAUUCUCGUUUACUUCUAUAAUAAGUAAUGCCACUGUGGAAAAUCUGACCAUUGAUAACUUUUCUGAAGACCAAAUAACAAUUUCUUGGAAAUAUUCUGAUCCUUCGCUCGCCUGCCUUUUCGAGUUUAAAGUGGAGGUAAAAUCAAGGACAGCCCAUCGCAUCCACAGCUCUAGGUCCAUGAACUUCAAGAUCAAACAGUUAAAUCCUUGUACAGUUUAUGACAUUCACGUGACGGCCAUGUUUGGGGGAGGAUUGCCAUCGCAACAGUCAGUUGGUAUAACAGCGCAUACACUCCCUCGAGAAAAUCUUUUGAAUGAACCAGUACAACACAUACAAGUGCACAACAAAAGUGACAUAUCCCUGACUGUCUCUUGGGUAGGCCCAAAGAUGGGAAUGAAUUGUGUGGAGACUUAUAUAAUUGACACUAAAGAUUCAAUAGGUAAUACAGUUUCUUAUGAGCAGACUAACCAAACCAUUUUUGAGCUUAUUAACCUCAAAAAAUGUGAGGUUUACUAUGUCCAUAUCAGGCCCAACUACUAUGGUACUACCAGCACAGCCUCUACACUACAGCAGCUCGGAGACUCAGUUAUUGUGACAAAUACUACAACUCAAGACAAUGUUGUGGUGGAGUUACGAAUGAAGGCUGAAUGGAACAGCCUGCAGCUGGCCUGGACGUUACCAAACACAUAUCGCAAGUGUGUGAGCGAGUAUGUUGUGCAAGUGUGUAGUCGCUUGGGUUGCCUGGAUGAGGUGACGGUACACGGUAUGUCGUACUCUGUCUCCAACCUGAGUGUCUGCACACUGUACAAGGCCUCAGUAGUAGUCAAGCUCUCCGAGAGCAGGUUGUCCAGCAAGAAUGCCACGGUCACACAGCUGACCAGGUCUUCAGAACCUCUGAAGUCACAACUGUUCUAUCAAGUGAAAAAGACAUCAGUGGAGCUUCAGUGGCAAGUGUUGAACAUGCCAUCUGAAUGUGGUAAAACAUUCGUUUUUUCAACUUUGAGCGCAAAUGGUUCCAUUAUUGACGAGAAGAAAUUUGAUUAUAUUCGUAGGAUGUACAGCGUGUUAGAUUUAAAGCCUUGCCAAAGCUACUCUUUUGAUCUUAAGCUUGUGGAUGAGAAUGGCUCUUCUACGAUUGAUUACAAUUCUGUUAACGUGGUCACACAAGCUUCAGAUGAUAUGACUGUCAGCAACCUCGAGAUGGGCCGAGUAUCCCAUCACUCAUUGUACCUAAAGUGGUUCCUGCCAGAAGAGUCCAGUGUGUGUGUGUCAAACUACAUGGUGACGUUUCGCACCACCGACAAUAGGACUAUAAAGAACCAGACUCAUGACAAAAAUAUCACCUGGUCAGAUGAAAGUCCCUGCAAAUUGGAUUCUGUUUCAGUUCACAUAAUGAGUGAAAAACAAAUAAGAGGUGUUCCAGCCGUAAUAGACGUUCGGCAAAGAUUGGAAGAUGAGAAGUUUUUGUCGUUUAAAGUGAUCAAAAUAGCCAGCAGGGAAGUAGAAGUGCUAUUGACAAGUAUAUCGUUCAUUUGUGUCAAAGAAUAUGAGGUCAGUUGGUACACCUCUGGUUCUGAUGUCAUAAUCUCGCCAUCCACUAAGUUCAACCGCAGUGUCUCUACAGGUCAUCUGCUACCCUGCACCGAGUACAUGGCUGUGGCCCAACCAUGGAACGAUCGCUUCAGGCUUCAGACUAUCACUCGUAACGUAACAACUAAAUAUGAAGAACCGAAGCUGACACUGAACAUCAGUGCCAUACCUCGUGGAUUUAACAUUUCCUGGCAAUUAAAGAAUGUAGAAUCUAGAAGAUGUUUGCAUUAUAUCAGAAUAUCCACAAGAUCCAAAUUCAGUUUCCAUGAGGUGAAUGUUUCGUCUUCUUCGACUGUAGAAAUAAGUAAUUUGGUACCAUGCAGGACUUACACUAUAACAACUCAAGUAGUGGGGAUUGGUGGUAAACUUGGUAAGGAGUCAUUUGAGAGUUCAACAGUCAGCCCCCAAGUGUUUCCAGCUCCAGGCGAGGCAACUAUAUUAAAUCUUACAAAAACGAUGGUAGUGUUGGAGUGGAAAAUCGAUAUGUCAGAUUCGGACUGCCGAAUCACUAAAUUUAUUGUGAAUUGCGAGCCUUUGGCAGGAAACGUGAACUACACCCACGCCUCACUAAUAACAGUCACCAUCACAGGGUUACAGCCCUUCACACAAUACAAAUGUAAAGGAGUAGUCGUCAACGAUGCAGGAUCAUCCUAUUUCUCAGAAGUUACUUUCAGUACAGCAAUGGAUGUUCCUAGCCAACCAAAGAAUGUGACAGUGACUGCCAUCUCGAGCUCUGAAGUGCGAGUGCAAUGGGGUGUCCCAGACCAGAAGUUUGGCACAAUCAACAACUACACUGUUAUACUCCAGAACCGCACAUUGAGGUACGAGGUAGCACCAGGGUGCCAGCUGCCAACCCUCCAGCCUCUACAGAUGGUAGUGAACGGAACUACGACAGCUGCGGUGAUCACAGAACUACCAGCCGAAAUGCAGUUCCUAGCGACUGUAGCGGCCGCGACUAAGGGCGGCCCCGGACCUCCAAGUGCGCCUGUCACUUCUGCAACUCUCCCUGGAGUGUCCGAUCCGGUCCGCAACAUGAGUGUGACAGUGACACAGAACUCCACUAAAUUGUGGUGGCUCCCUCCCUGCAACACAGGUGGACCUCUCGGUCAGUUCCUGGUCCAGUUAAAUGGUUCUACGACUCUCCAUCAUAAACUACUGCUGGAAAAUCCCUUGAACGACAGUUACAGCGAUAUAUACAACAAUUCCCUUCUGAAAGCAGAGUCUGCUCAUAAAGUAACAAUUAUACCAGUUGGUUAUAGUGGAACAUAUGGUCAACCUAAAUCUGAAAUCUUCACUGUCCCUCCAAGAAUUCCUGCUGAACCUGAUAAAGAGAAGUUUAAGUCCUUGCCGCCAGUUGAAUCUUCCAGUCGGUCCGCAGUUGUCACCAUCCACAGAGACACUUUCCCCAACACUGAGGGCACUGUCCGCUACUUCGCUGUUCUCCUGGCUGAGAGUUUCCCACAUGGACCAAGUCACGGUUGGCUGACAAACGGAACACAGUUUACACUCAAAACUUGGGCUAUGGCUCGCAAGUGCAGGCCUAUACCUCCCUAUCAGGCUGAUGCACCCUGGCCAAACCCUUUUCUAUCGUCAUCCCUGGAAGAGCUCAAAGUGGAAGUGGGAUCGCAGGAGUGUUCUGAGACAGACUACGCAGCUUACUGCGACGGUCCCCUGGAGUCUGGCACUGCCUACGAGCUGAGGUUCAGAGUAUUCACUGCUACAGGAUACCGGGACUCCCAGUCUAUCAAGUUUCAGACAGAACACCCAACUGCAACCUUUGCUAUUGUUGUGAUACUUAUUAUACUGACAAUUGUAAGUGUGACCAGUGUUAUUGUCUGGAGGAGAUGGAGUGAGAAAAAAAAUAAAACAAUACUCAAGAAGAAAUCGAAACUGAGGAGAACUAAAUCUUCUGAAUUGAGUGAGGGUCUAACCAUCGAACAGUUUUUGCAACAGUCUGAAGAGGUUUUGUCAUCGCCAGGUCUGUUAAAGACAGAGUUUAAUAUUUUGGAAAAUGAAAACAACCAGUAUCCUCAAAUGAUUGCAAAGUUGCAACAUAACAAAUGGAAAAACAGAUACGGCAAUAUUUUCCCAUAUGAUGUAAAUCGUGUCAUAUUGGAAGGAGAUGAUAUAAAUGACUAUAUCAAUGCUUCUCAUGUCAAGUUAAAAGAAGCCAAGUCAGUAAAUUACAUAGCUUGUCAGGCACCGAAAGCUAACAGCUGUGGAGACUUUUGGAGAAUGAUUUUCCAGUUUCGUGUGAACAUCAUUGUAAUGCUAUGUAUGCCAGUUGAAAAAGACAAGGAAAAAUGCUUCAUUUACUAUCCAAGUUCAACAGACGUUGUCAUGUACGACGAUAUUGCUGUCUACUGUCGUAAGGAAGAAGAGUUCUUGAAUUAUAUCGUCAGAGACAUUGUUGCUGAUAAGGGGGGCGUUACACUGGAAGUGAAACAGUUUCACUUCACUGCAUGGCUAGAUUUUAAAGUGCCAGAAUCUCCAGACGUAAUGGUGAAGUUUGUUGAUGCCGUACAACACGUGAGCAAAGGCAAAGAACACUAUAUGGCUGUACACUGUAGCGCAGGAGUUGGCAGAACAGGUACAUUUAUAGCUAUUGAUGCUCUAAUGAGGUUGAUACGUCAAAAGUGGAACUGCACAUUCAACAUAUUUGACAUAGUGCACAGGAUGAGGCAACAGAGGUGUAAAAUGGUACAGACAGAGGGCCAAUACAAAUACAUCUACGAGUGCCUGAAAUAUGCUUUAGAAAAUAACAGGACUCCCUUUAUAAAAGUGAGAAUUCAUUUAUACAAGAGAUCUAAGAAAGGAAGGAGGUUAGGAAGAGCAGACAGUAAGGAGCUGAUACAGCUGAAAGAUCUGUCUAGUCCUUAAAUCCCUGUAGCGACCUGGCUGCACCACCACGUACUUCAUUUACAACGCUGUUGCCUCAUUAUCCAUUUACAGAUCCUAGACCAUAAAAUGCCUAUGCAUAUGUAGACCUAUUAUAUACUAUCUAUAUUCUACUAUCUAUAUAUAUUCUAGAUUUUGUAAGAUAAUUUAAAACACAACUAUAAAUAAAGUACAUUCUCAAUCGGUUUAUUACAAUUAAACAGUAAUAUAAAACAGUGUUGUCACUAAUAGUCAAUAUUAAAAUCAAGUGUUCUAGGGAAAUGAUAUCAGCACCACUUUAAACAUAUUAUGGUCAAUGUAUUACUUUAUAAAAGGAAUAUUUUAUUAAGUUAUCAAUUUUCAUAUGUGGCUCUGUUCAACUAAUAAAUAUAUAUGUUGAGUAAUAGCAAUCUCAAAAUAUUUUGUUACUUUGUCAUGAAAUUCAGUAUGCUUAAACUCCUACUUCGUACUCCAAUAAUUCCUUGCCAUAAAGUUUAUACUUGAAAUCUUUGGCAAAUAAUAAACCCCUCAGCACUUACCUUUUCAUUUAGUAUUUUUUGACAUUGUUUUCUGCUUUGAGUGAAAAUAUACUUUAUUAGAAGGGAUUUUCCAUACCUACAAUACUGCUAGCUUUAUCUUGUAGAAAAUAUUCAUCCAUACAGAAGAAGCACAAUUAAUUGGCAAAAUAUUUUGUAUAUAAAAGAACAUAAAACAAAAUAUAUCUAUUUAACAUUGACUUAACCUUCCUACUGACAUUCAUGUGUGAAAAAAUAAGUAACAUAAACUAGACAUUUCUAAGAAAAGGCACAGUUAUAAAAGACUUAAAUAAAAUGUAACGCCUUGUUUUGUUUAAUUUUUGUAUUAUACUAAACGAUUGUAAAGUAAAUCUAAAAAAUAUAGGAAUGAAAGUAAUAAUCUUGGUUGUUAGACAGGGCAGACGUAAUAAAAUGCUCUUUUUAUGUGAAUCAUUGUAUAUUCUACAAUUUAUAAAUUAAUAUGGCAUCACAUUAAUGUUUAUCCUGAGUUGUAUAUACAUUUGACAUCAUAUAGCAGAUCUUGAUGGUUGGUGUGACUUUAACAUAAAUAUUUCCUUAUUUAUAUUGACAGCAUUUCUUAUGUUUUUUACGAAACUUUUUUGGUGUUAUCUUAAACAUAGGUACCGUAAUUUUUGCUGUAUUUAGCAUUGUAUACUAUAGCUAUAGUAGUAUCGAAAUGUAGCAAGUUCGCUUGCAAACAUAACAAGAUCAUUGUGAUGUGUGUUCCCCAACAUCAGACAAUACUGUUUGUCUAAUAUCUGUAGUGAAAGAGUUUAACCUUGUGUACAAUAUCAAUAGUUGAAACCAUAUAUAACACA
Homalodisca vitripennis (glassy-winged sharpshooter) is the source of this 6655-nucleotide messenger RNA. Its product is annotated as receptor-type tyrosine-protein phosphatase eta-like. Bases 1 to 5304 code for a protein of 1767 amino acids. The transcript has 28 exons. The record is from RefSeq and is a predicted model, not a curated record. Gene Ontology annotation, biological process: protein dephosphorylation. Gene Ontology annotation, molecular function: protein binding; protein tyrosine phosphatase activity. NCBI's taxonomy places the organism in Eukaryota, Metazoa, Arthropoda, Insecta, Hemiptera, Cicadellidae.